AUGGACGCUACCGCCUUAUGUCUCAUUCGGUCUUGCGAUAGUCCUACUCGUAAGAUGAGCUUACUAUUGGUGCGCCGCCUCUACAAUGAGGCCUUGAACGCUCGGCAGCACACGCUGAAGCAGAUAGUACCGAACUCAAGGAUUGUUGUUAUACCUCCGGCCGAAGGCGGCUCACAGUGGCUCACGCGACUGUAUAGUCUGGCAGUGAUUGCGCUUGUCUGUGUUAUGCUUCUCAUGGUAGUUGCGUUCUUGCAUUACCGCGAGAGGAAGGAAGACCGAGUGGAACGGCAACAGCAGUCGCAUCGCUUCCACUUUGACGCC
Molecule: messenger RNA, 321 nt
Organism: Ostertagia ostertagi
Lineage: Eukaryota; Metazoa; Nematoda; Chromadorea; Rhabditida; Trichostrongylidae
Source: the annotation of a GenBank genome assembly